This is a messenger RNA of Ornithorhynchus anatinus (platypus), 5418 nucleotides long. RefSeq names its product family with sequence similarity 131 member B (gene FAM131B). NCBI's taxonomy places the organism in Eukaryota, Metazoa, Chordata, Mammalia, Monotremata, Ornithorhynchidae. The transcript has 7 exons. The record is from RefSeq and is a predicted model, not a curated record. The coding region runs from base 138 to 1220 and encodes 360 amino acids.
AGGAGCUGCAGAGCGGCUGGGGCGGCGGCACGACCCGCCACAGCCCAGUCCGGCCUGGCACUGCCCAGCCUGGCACCGGCCGGCCCGGCCCGGCAUGCUCGCCCAGCCGCCCGCCCGGCGCCUCUGAGGCCCCGGCCAUGGGCUGCAUCGGCUCCCGGACCGUAGGGAAUGAGGUGAUUGCCGUGGACUGGAAGGGGCUCAAGGAUGUGGACCAGACCAACGUGGACAGCACCAGCUCCCUACAUGGCAGCAGCAUCCACCGGCCUUCCACCGAGCAAACCCGCACAGACUUCUCUUGGGAUGGCAUCAAUCUCUCCAUGGAAGAUACCACCUCCAUCCUCCCCAAGCUCAAGCGUAACUCCAACGCCUACGGUAUCGGGGCUCUGGCCAAGUCAUCUUUCUCAGGGAUAUCACGCAGCAUGAAGGACCACGUGACCAAGCCCACGGCCAUGGGGCAGGGCCGCGUGGCCCACAUGAUCGAGUGGCAGGGCUGGGGCAAGGGACAGACUGGGACAUGGGGACAGCAGCAGCAGAACAGCCACGAAGAUGCCCGCAAGGAUGCCGACGCCUACUCCGACCUCAGCGAUGGGGAGAAAGAGGCCCGCUUCCUUGCAGGGGUCAUGGAGCAGUUUGCCAUCUCUGAAGCCACCCUCAUGGCCUGGAGCUCCAUGGAUGGGGAGGAUAUGAGCGUCAACUCCACGCAAGAGCCUCUAGGGGGCCACUACAGCGACAACUACCAGGAACUGAUGGAGAGCCAGGACCCCCUGGCCCAGGUGCCGUACGACAGCUGGCCUCACUCCUACGUGUCCCAGGGCAUGUACUGCCUGGGUUCCUCGGACGCCUGGGAGACCAGCGACCAGUCCCUCAUUGCCUCCCCCGCCACCGGCUCCUAUCUGGGCCCCAACUUGGAAGACUCUCAGCCCAGCCUGCAAGACGGGGGCCUGGGCCUGGGGCCCCCCGGGCCCGGGCCCCCCCGAGUCCAAGCGCCGAGCCUGGCGGACGUGUGGGGGUCCGGGCAGGGUGAGGAGGGGGCCCCGCUCCUGCAGGAGGAGGGGAAGCCGACGCUGGAGGAGGAGGGCGUGGGCGACCGGGACCCGGGGUCGCCGUCUCCCCGGGAGGAGGCCGAGGUCCCGGCCAGCGGGUCGGGCCGCAAGGUCUCGGAUGUGACCUCGUCCGGGGUGCAGUCCUUCGACGAGGAGGAGGGCGAGGCCAACAACUGAGCAAGACCCCCGAGCCCCCCCUCCACUGAGACCCCCCCCCCCCCCAGUGGACCAGCCCCCCGUGGGCCUCAGGGGCCAUGGUCCAGGGGGUUGGGGCCCGGUCAGAGGACCCGGUACAGACUGGCCCGGGUCAGGAGGGUGAGGCUGGGACGGGCCCCGGGACCCAAGGGUCUCCCCCACCCCCGGCCGCAGCCCUGGCUCUUCGGGAGUCUCAGAUUUUCUGCACUUGGAUGGCCGGGACGGUCCAGCCCGGAAGAGGGCCCGGAAGCAGGUUCCCGUCGAGCCCAUGGGGUUCGGAGAAGAGCCGGGCCGGCCCGGGGAGACCGCUGGACACGGGUAGGGUCUCAGAUACAGAUCAUCAUACGAGACUCAGUCCUGGAGGAGUAGCGAGGCCCUUCAGACACAGACGGGCCCGGGCAAAGUCGCUAUGGGCACGGGCCACAUCUCCGGACGGGGCCCUGUGGAUUCGGGCCGUGGGCUGAAAUCCUAGGGAUGUAGGCAGAGGCCAUCAGAGAGGUCAUCACCAGGGUCCCCCGUCCUCCUCCACCGAGCCCCGUCCUUCCUGGAGGGGGGACGGGGACACGGCCGCCUGAAGGGCCUUGUCUCUCAGGAAACCUCUUCCCUUCCGGGCCUGGGCCCACCCCCCAUCUCCACGCUGCCGCCCGGGGGAAGAGUCCCUGCCCGGCCCAGGGGCUCUGCUGGGUGUGGGAGCGGAGGGGCUGGUUGAUUGUGGGGGCAGAGGGGAGGCUGCCAGGGAGGGAUCUCGUUGGUCCCGGAGAAGAUACGCUCGAGCUGAUCCGGGACAUUUGGGAAGAAACCUUGGGCCCGGUGGGGCCAGAAGGUGUGUGGGACAAGGCCGAGAUGCCCAAAAUGGGAUGUGCCCGGACCUGGGGCCUGCCCCUGCCCUGCCGUGCCCUCCCCCGCCCAGAUCCCUCUGGCAUUCUCCCUCUGGGCUUCUGUACAGAGCCUUUUGCUGUCAAAGGCAGGAGCAGAGGGCCCGGGGAGAGAGUGUCUGGAGCCGUUUACACUUUUCUCUUUGCCUUUUCUACAUUUUUGUAUCUUUGGGACUUGGGGCUGAGCUUGGGGGUGGGUGGGCCGAAGACCCCAGUACCCAUGGCGGGGCAGGGGUCUUUUCUUUCUAUCUCGAGGUGCCAGGGAAAGGGAGGGAGCCCAUCCUGUCCCCUUCCUCACCCCACCCAGGAGCCAUUGCCCACCCAGAUGAGGGCAGGUGGGAGUCCCGAGGCAAGACAGAGGCCCAGGAAGAUCAGUGAUGGCCGUCCCAGGGUCCCAGCGGAUCUGAACCACGCUGUCUCCUCUCUGAGGGCAGGCACAGGCCUCUCUGGAGCUUUUUACUCACUCUACCCAUAGUGUUCCUCUCCUCACAGAGAUGGGACCGAGGGGCCAGUACUUUCCUCUCCCCUCCCUCCCUCUCCCUUACCUCCCCAACACCCACCCGGAGGGGCCCAGAAGCCGGGUCCACUCAGGCCUGGCCUCUACCUUCUCCACAGCGGGGCUGACCCUGGGGAGCUCCGGAGUCGGCUCUCCCUUCUGGGGUCUCUGGCCAGGACCUCCCCGUGGGUGCUUCGUGGUCCAGGCUCCGUGGCCCUUCCUCCCACUGCGUGGUAGGGUGGAGCAGCCGGGGACUUUUGGUGCAGGAAGCCAGUGCCACUUUGUCCCCUGCUUCCCCUCCCACGUACAAGCUGCACUGAGCUUUACUGGUGACUACUCAGGGCCAGAGUGGGGCGAGGGAGGUGGGGGUGUUUGGGGGCGGGGUGGAGGUGUCUGUGACUCAGAUUGUGAACCUGAGUUUGUUUGUGAUACAGGCGUGUGGGUGGGGGUGACAGAGAGGGACGGGUGUGUGUGUGUGUGUAUGCACGCGUGCCCGCACUUUGGUGACGGAUAGUGGCGGGUUGCAAAUGUGUAACCCAUGGGUGUUUCUGUGUGAGCGUCACCCAGAUAGGAUGGCGAUGGAUCUUACACUCUGAGGUAUUUAUAUGUGUGGUGGGACAGCAGUGUGUGUGUGUGUGUGUGUGUACUUAUGUUUGUCAAAGAGAUGUUGAGGGUAGACAGUGCAGAGAGGACAGUAUGCGUGAACACAUAGGAGUGUAGAUAUCAGAUUAUAUGUGACCCAGAAAGAGAUUUUUGUGUGUAUGUGUGUGUGAAUUUGGGUGACAUUUUGGGAUGCGUUCGUGGUUUGAGAGAUGAGGUGAGUGACCUGGGGGCGGGGGGGGCGGGGGGGGGCAGAUGGAGUCCAGGUACGGCCCUGAGGGGUGACAGGUCAUUCCAGGGCAGGGCCAGUCUGGGUUUGAUAAGAGAGCCCCCCAGCCCAGCCUCCGUUCCCUGAGCCCAGGGCUCAGGACGGGCCUUGCCUGGCAGCCCUACCUGGGUGGGGCCUGGUGUGAAGGAGGGGCCUCAGACAGCAGUUUUCUGCACUGCUAUUCUGGUGGGCCGCUGGGGCUCGUAGUCCCAGCAAGCCCCAGGGCCACUCCCUAUACCCACAGUGCUCUUGCACACACUGCAGCACUGUACUGUUGCACUCCCCGAGACCUACUGCACCUGCCCUUCCCUCCCUCCCCCCUGUGACAACAACCCCCGGCAGCAGAGAGAGGCACAGAGCAGGAUCAGGGAGGCCAGCCUGCUCUCUGUCCAUUCCAGCUGGUCUCCUCUCUCACAACCCCCAUCGGGGCGCUGGUCCAGCUGUACCUGGCCCGGCUAGCCAGGGCAGAAGUUGAGGUGAUCGGUGUGGGGUUCCCAGAUCCCCGGCCUCUACCCUCUGGCCACGGGCCCAGCUCAAGGAGGCGGGCCACGGAGGGGCAAAGGGGUUCCCGUCUGGGCGGCGGGAGCGGGCCCGUCGAGGAUAACGGGCUGCCUUUUCCAGCCUCCCCUCCCCGUCGCCUCCGUGAUGUCAAAACUGGGGCCCAGAAGGAUCCUGGGAAGGGUGAGGGCUCAGGGUGUGAAGUCCAAAUUCUCAGAACCGACUAAGGCAAACUCGGGUGGACAGCCAUGGGUGGAGGUCAGAGGUCAACCAAGAAUUUCCCCCGCAGCGGGGCCGCGGUCACGGCGCUUACCAGAAACUGCACUAUCCUCAGCCCGGGCCGUAGCUGGGCCGGGAAAGCUGGUGUCAGUCUGCCCUCUACCCACCCCCAAGCCCCUCCUCCCCGCCCAGUGCCCAGGACGGUGGUGGGGAGCGAAGAAGCCGGUACGGGAGCCCGAGCGGGAACGUCCCCCUCCUGGUGGCCUCUUUCAUGGCCAGGGGGUGACCACACGUGAGUGUGUCUGUGUGUCUGUGUGUGUGAGAGAGUGGGGGUACGGUGUCUGCCCCCCCGGGGGGUGGGGCUAUGCAUGUUGGGGAGGGGGGGUGCCCAGCUGGCUGGUUCUCGUGGGCUUGGGGGGGGAGGGGCGGGGAGGGAGCGAGGCUGAGGUGGGGGCAUGUGGGGAGGGAGGUGAGCAGAGCUGGGGGGUCCUACAGCAUGUUUUCAGCUACCUGGGGUGGGGGCUUCGAUUUUGUAUUCUCGGGAAUGAAAAAGCUUUUGCUACCUGGGAAGGGGUGUUGAGGGAGGGGAGAGGUCGGGGAGCUGCCCCCGCUUUCCCCCCCGCCCCCAACGGCUCAGGAUUGGGACCUUGUCAGUCACCCGUCACCUUCCCCGAAGAGGCUCUGCCUGAGCCUCGCCGCUGCUGCCGUUGCCGAUGGAGGGGAGAGGGAAUGGCCCGGUCGGGCCCAGAUCUCUCCUUCCACCGCCCCGUUUCCCCCACCCCACCCCAAGAACCAAACUCCCCGGUUCCUCUUUCUGGUUUCUCCUUCGUCUUCCAGCUCGGACACGCCUCCUGCCCGACCCUUAACACAUCCAGUUAUAUUCUUCGUUCUUUGCAUGUUUUCUUAACGCAGCGUCCGGGGACAGCGAAGGGACAGGCGGGGAGAGUCCAUGACAUUGUAAAUUAACACAGAGAGUUUUAUAUAUUAUAUAUAUAUACAUAUGCAUAUAUAUGUAUAUAUAUAUAUGAUCUAUAUGAUAUAUAAUAUAUAUAUGCACACGGACCCCGGGCAGGGGCUCCAGCUCCCCGCAGGGCUUGGCUCCGGCCCCCACUUGGGUUCACUGCCCCCUCCCCUGCGUCCUUCUAACGGGGGUGGGGAGGCAGGCCAAACCCAGGGUUGGGGAGAGGGGAAGGGCAUGUGACACUAAACAGAAUGCGUUCUUGU